Anastrepha ludens (Mexican fruit fly) is the source of this 1585-nucleotide messenger RNA. Its product is annotated as tRNA (guanine(37)-N1)-methyltransferase. The record is from RefSeq and is a predicted model, not a curated record. Gene Ontology annotation, cellular component: cytoplasm; mitochondrial matrix. Bases 61 to 1506 code for a protein of 481 amino acids. Lineage: Eukaryota; Metazoa; Arthropoda; Insecta; Diptera; Tephritidae. Gene Ontology annotation, biological process: tRNA N1-guanine methylation; mitochondrial tRNA methylation. The transcript is spliced from 2 exons.
UAUAAAAAUUAUUUUCGAACCGUAUAUAAAUGAGUAUCGGAUCAAGUUCGUACUGAAUGAAUGGUUGUUCUUCGACGUCUCACGUGGGCGCACGAUUUAUUACAGCACUUCAAGCGUCAGCGCCACUACUGGAAAAAUAUGGAUUGUGAUAUUUUAGCGCCUCCGCUGAAUGUCCGUGGAAUGGUCGAAUUGAAUCGCGAUUCCUUCAAAAAGCGUGUGAAACUGCCACGCCUACUAAUACACGAGUCGGAAUCAAAUAAAGUAUUGUCACUAUUGAAAAAGCUGUUGCUGAAAAUGGAAAGACUACGGCCGGUGCGCGCGUUACCAAGCAAAACUGCAGAAGAAAAAUCGUGUGAUAUGCGUGAAAUAUUUCUACAUCCAUUAGCAGUGAAGUCAUGGGAUUGUCUACCCACUGCUGAUCUGUUGAAGGUUAAUGUUCAACAAAACAAUUUCUAUUAUGAUGAAUUGGAGCUUGGCUAUGAGAAUUGGCGGGCGGAUGAGAUUUUCAAAAGUGUACUGCCAAUUGAGGAAGAAGGUCUCACAUCGUAUUCGCGCAUAGGUCAUAUUGUACACUUAAAUCUUAGAGAUCACCUACUGCCUUACAAAAACUUAAUUGGUCAAGUGUUGUUAGACAAAGUGCCUGGCUGUCGCACUGUAGUUAACAAAGCAGCAACAAUUGACAAUACAUACCGUAACUUCUUGUUGGAGCUAAUUUGUGGUGAGAUGGAAUAUGAAGUGGAGACCAAAGAGAAUGGAGUUGUGUUUGAGUUUGAUUUCUCUCGCGUGUACUGGAAUCCACGCUUAUCCACAGAACAUGAACGAAUUACAAAAAUGAUCAAUGAAAACGAUGUCCUCUACGAUGUCUUUGCCGGUGUGGGACCAUUUAGCAUACCAGCAGCACGUAAAAGAUGUUGGGUGCUUGCAAAUGACUUAAAUCCAGAGAGUUAUAAAUGGCUGCAACACAACGGUGGGCGUAACAAAUGUUUGCCCUAUAUGAAAACUUUCAAUAAAGAUGGCCGGCAAUUUUUACUGGAAGAUGUUAAGCCCGAUUUACUAAAACGUUGUAAGGAUCUAUCAACUAACAAGCCAGAUGCUUAUCGGAUACAUAUUACAAUGAAUCUGCCGGCUAUGGCGGUGGAGUUCUUGGAUGUGUUUCGUGGAUUUUUAAAUGACAAGGAGUGCAAUAAGUUAUUUGAUCAUGAAUUAAACUAUCCAAUUGUGCAUGUUUACUCCUUUGCAAAGGGCGACGAUACGAAGACACUUGUACGCGCUAUGGUUGAAGAGAAUUUGGGUUUGCCUUUAAAGGACAAUUUGGAAGGCAUAUAUUUUGUGCGUAAUGUGGCGCCUAAUAAAGAUAUGUAUCGAGUUUCAUUUCGACUUACGAAAGAAAUUUUGACGUCGCCUCUCGCAACACAACUUGCUGAAACUUCAACUGUUGAGCAGACACCACGGAAGCGCGCCGCGUCUGAGACAUAUGAGGAGGAAUUAAAUGUUACAAAUAAAUGAAUUAGUAAUGGGGCGCAAAUCAAAAACCGCAGGUGGUAAGAAGGGGGCUGCCAAGAGUGCCAUCAACAAGUCUAAGAAG